This is a messenger RNA of Asparagus officinalis (garden asparagus), 851 nucleotides long. RefSeq names its product D-lactate dehydrogenase [cytochrome], mitochondrial-like. Gene Ontology annotation, molecular function: D-lactate dehydrogenase (NAD+) activity; D-lactate dehydrogenase (cytochrome) activity; FAD binding. The record is from RefSeq and is a predicted model, not a curated record. Gene Ontology annotation, cellular component: mitochondrion. Gene Ontology annotation, biological process: lactate catabolic process. NCBI's taxonomy places the organism in Eukaryota, Viridiplantae, Streptophyta, Magnoliopsida, Asparagales, Asparagaceae. The transcript has 7 exons. Bases 45 to 851 code for a protein of 268 amino acids.
AACAGCGAACUCCUCUUCUUCUCUCUCUCCUCAGCAUCAAAUCCAUGGGUUUCAUCUCCAUCCUCUCUCGCUUCUCCUCUUCCUCUUCUCCUCCCAGCAAUCGCUUCCUCUUCUCAACUCUCCGCGCCUCUUCCUCUUGCUUCAACUCACUCCCCUCCCAACUUCCCAAACCCGACCCGGUUCCUCCUCCCCGUACCCGAACCCGAAUCCUCUCCCUCCUCUCCCUCGCCGCCGCCGGCGCCGUCGGAGGAUAUCUCCUCUCCGCAACCUGCGACCCCGCCGUUCAUCACCGCAUAGGAGGUAAGGAUAGCACUGAGAUUCUGGUUCAAGGUACGCACAAGGAGGUUCCGAGAGAGUUCAUUGAUGAGCUGAGAGCUAUUUGUGGAGAAAACAUGACUUUGGACAUUGAGGAGAGAUACUUCCACGGAAAGCCACAGAAUAGUUUUCACAAAGCUGUGAAUGUUCCUGAUGCUGUAGUCUAUCCUAGAUCAGGAGAUGAUGUGCACAAGAUAGUAUUGUCUUGUAACAAAUAUAAGAUUCCAAUUGUACCAUAUGGCGGAGCUACAUCAAUUGAGGGGCACACCUUAGCUCCAAAUGGAGGUGUAUGUAUAGAUAUGACACUGAUGAAUAAAAUUAAGUCAUUGCAUGUUGAGGACAUGGAUGUGGUUGUUGAGCCUGGGAUUGGUUGGAUUGAACUCAAUGAGUAUCUCAAGCCAUAUGGUCUUUUCUUUCCUCUUGACCCAGGACCCGGUGCUACUAUUGGAGGCAUGUGUGCUACACGUUGCUCUGGCUCAUUAGCUGUGAGGUAUGGAGCAAAAAAUGUUUCACUUUUUCUUUCUGAAGUUUUUUAA